Penicillium concentricum is the source of this 669-nucleotide messenger RNA. RefSeq lists its product as uncharacterized. The transcript is spliced from 2 exons. The record is from RefSeq and is a predicted model, not a curated record. Lineage: Eukaryota; Fungi; Ascomycota; Eurotiomycetes; Eurotiales; Aspergillaceae. Bases 1 to 669 code for a protein of 222 amino acids.
AUGGUCUUUGCGCGCCGUUCAAUCUUCCGUGCUGCGACUGCAGCUCAGUCCUUCCGUGCCGCUCCUGUUACCCGCCAGUCUGCCCAGCUUCUCGGUCGCCGAUUUAAGUCUACUGGGGGCAGUUAUGAACCAGGGCAUGCAUCCAGUGACUUGCCUUGGUUGGCGGUCUCUGCUGCUGUGACCGUUCCAAUGGUCUUUUAUCUCUGGCCUUCCGGUUCGGAAGGACACCAUGACUCUCACGGGGACGAACAUAAGGACGAGCACGCAAAGGACGGUGAGAUAGAAGAGGCUUCCGAGAAAUCCGAGGGUUCCUCUGAGGCAGCACCUAAAAAGGGGAAGACAGACACCGAGGAUGAGGGCGAAGAUAAGGCGGACAAGAAGGAAGAGCCCAAGGAGAAGAAAGAAACUAAAGAGAAGAAGGAAGAGCCCGAGGAGAAGACGAAGGAAGAAUCCAAGGAGAAGAAGGAAGAGCCUAAGGAGAAGAAGAAGGAAGAGCCUAAGGAAGAGCCUAAGGAGAAGAAGGAAGAACCUAAGCCGGAAGAUAAGGACGAGAAGCCCAAGGAUGAUGAUUCUAAGAAGGAAAACCAGGACGACAAGAAAGACAACUCGAAGGAGGAAGCGCCUAAGAAGGAUGAGACCAAGAACAAUGGGGGCGAGUCAAAGGAGUGA